CGCUAGCUCACGAUACCAAACGAGAGGCGGUGAAAAAUUUCUGGUCUUCGCGACAUUCAUUGUCCGAGCGUGGAAGGCUAGACUGAAUCUCAACUAAGAUGUAGUGUCUUUUCAUUCUUAUCUUUUAUCGUCUUCUCCAUUCUCCAUGUCCUGCUCAUUCAUCUCCUCUUAAUCCCCACAGUCUCUUUCAUACCGUUCACUUCUCUGUCUCGUCGUUGUUUAGUGGGGCGACACAUGAGUGUCAGCUUCUCAGGCCCAUGCCUGCCGCCGUCAAGCAGCCUGCUACCUGUUCGACAACUCAUAUCAGCAUCUGAUGAGCAGCUCACAUCGGCACUUCGAAAGCUGCAAACGCUGUAUUGCCCUCUGCGCAUACCAGCUAGCUUACCAAAGCCAAGUUUGAAGCAGAAACAGAUCGCAGUUGCAUCGACGCCUAUCCCAGUCGACUCUGGCUACGCAUCAGAAAACGAAGAUGACGACGCAGCUUCCGAAGAAGUGUUAGCAGCUCUCCGCGCCGACUUCUUCGAGCGCACCUUUGCAACGCGGUGGCUCACCUCUCUACUUUCUCGUGUUGAAGAGAUAGACCUUUCUGAGGAAGCAAGGAGCCAGAUUGUAGACGAUGCAGCAUUCAUUCUGUCAUCACUCACUAAUUCUACCAACGAUGAGGAGGAGGAGGCCCUGACACGCAACUUUACGUUUCCGACCUCAUCGGGUAACUCGAUUUAUAUUACGCUGAACGAUGCGCCAUUGACAGGAACUGAUCAUACCGACGUAGGCCUGCAGUCUUGGGGCGCGAGUAUCGUGUUGAGUAGCAUGAUGUGCGCCGAUCCUCAGCGCUUCGAUCUCACCUCAAACAACCUGCCAAUACAACCGAAGAUUAUUGAGCUCGGUGCUGGCACUGGACUUGUAAGCUUGACGCUUGCCAAACUUCUUUCAGAGAUUGGGGUAGAAAGGGCAACUAUCAUAGCAACGGACUACCAUCAAGCGGUGUUGGAAAAUUGUAGAGUGAAUGUGGCGACGAACUUUCCUUCGCCAUCAAUCGACCGGUUGUCAGUGGAUAUGAUGAUUUUGGAUUGGUCCGCUCCUCCACCGGAUCUUCGAUCAACCGCCGACCUUCUCAUCGCAUCAGACGUCGUAUACGCACCUGAACACGCAGCCUGGCUGCGCGACUGUGCAGCACAUCUCCUCACACCUGGCGGUACGUUCUGGCUCAUGGUCACGGUACGCAAGACUGGAAAGUUUGAAAAUAUUCAACAGACUGUGGAGGCUGCGUUCAUGCCUGGGCUUUGCCCGGAGGAUGGGCAUGGGCGAAGGUUCAGGAUCUUGGAUAAGGGAAGCGUAGAGAAGAGGAGGGGUAUCGGAAGGGGGGACGAAAGUGGGUACAAUCUUUAUAGAAUCGGGUGGGCGUAGAAACUUUACUUUGCAAAAUAUACAACGGGUAGAAUUGGGUUUCGGUUGGUGUUGGUGAAUUUGGCGGGCGAGCAUUUUAGACAUCGAACAAGAGUGGAUCAUGACACUAGAAUGCAUUUGAUUCAUAUUUCACCCUCGUGUGUUGAAACAAAUACCGAAAGAAGUCAAGUAUGAGGCAUCUUUCUUUGUUGACAAUGUUGUCGACCAUCUAGCUGUGGUCAUGAACCGUCUCCAAUAUCGGUCUACUGUAUAUCAUUGUGUGUUGGCGCAUGUAGUUCGCCA
Messenger RNA from Cucurbitaria berberidis CBS 394.84, 1689 nucleotides. RefSeq lists its product as uncharacterized. The record is from RefSeq and is a predicted model, not a curated record. Lineage: Eukaryota; Fungi; Ascomycota; Dothideomycetes; Pleosporales; Cucurbitariaceae. The transcript has a single exon. Bases 235 to 1407 code for a protein of 390 amino acids.